This is a messenger RNA of Myxocyprinus asiaticus (Chinese sucker), 4097 nucleotides long. RefSeq names its product adenylate cyclase type 3-like. Gene Ontology annotation, molecular function: adenylate cyclase activity. Bases 729 to 4088 code for a protein of 1119 amino acids. NCBI's taxonomy places the organism in Eukaryota, Metazoa, Chordata, Actinopteri, Cypriniformes, Catostomidae. Gene Ontology annotation, biological process: cAMP biosynthetic process; intracellular signal transduction; adenylate cyclase-activating G protein-coupled receptor signaling pathway. The transcript is spliced from 20 exons. The record is from RefSeq and is a predicted model, not a curated record. Gene Ontology annotation, cellular component: plasma membrane.
UAGCGUAAAUGUCAGGAUAUAUACCUUUUAUAACAAUAACAGAAAACAGCAGCGGUGCGUUGUGAUAUUCGUUUCCACAUUUCAUACGGCAAGAGAGCGCAACAUGUAUUUCCUGCGUGAUUCCUGCAUGCAAAGAUAAUGCAUUAUCAGGCCAAGAGACGCGCGAUCUGAUCACGAGUAUGUCUCUUUCGUGAAUUGGGUUUUUAUUUUCGUUUUCACAGAGUGUCAUGUGGAUCUGGGGGGGAAAUCUCGUUCAAUGGUGGUUUGCUUCCUUCCUGAGUCCUGAUGUUCUUCAUCCAUGCGAGGAUUCACCAUGGAAACCCAAAGUGAGCGCUGGUGGACACCAAGACUCGACCCUGCAUUGGAAACACAGCGGCUGAUGGAUGUGUAAACAGCUUCUUGUCGCCUACAUGUCAACGUGCUGAGACCUAGAAAAAGAAAGGCGUCUAGCUGGAAGCGAUUGUUUGAGAGUGCCAAAGUGUCUCCUGUAGACACAAGAGGUGCUGGCAUGAAGUAAACAUGCAUGCAAGAUCUGCUUUAAUGUCUAAACAUGCAGUGCAUGAAAAUCAGGUCUGAUCUUUGUACAUCUCAGGUACGGAUAUCGUUUGGCACAUUUUCGAGGCAUUCAAGCUACCAAGCACAAUGUUUUUUUGAACAUCCAUUGCGUUAAAGAGUACACUGACGCACAAGGAAAUAUAGUUUAGUAUCUUGUCCAAUCGAAUCCCACAAUGCCUCGCAACCGGGCCUUUUCAGAGCCGGAGUAUUCCGUGGAAUAUUCGGCUGACUGUUCGGUCACCCUGCCCUCUGACCCCGGUCAGGCAGUAGGGCGCACUCAUGAGGUGACCGUGCGCAGUUCUGGCUGCUGCCUGUGCUUGCCACGGUUCAUGCGGCUGACCUUUGCACCUGAAUCUCUGGAAAACCUCUACCAGACCUAUUUCCGCCGCCAGCGACACGAGACCCUGCUGGUGCUGGUGGUGUUCGCAGCCCUCUUCGACUGCUACGUCAUCGUGAUGUGCACUGUGCUUUAUUCCAGCGACAAGCUGGCAUCUGUGGCCGUGGCAUCGGUGGGCCUGGCGGCAGACAUCCUGCUGUACUUCCUGUGCCGGUACGGACUGCUCCCAGACCGUGUGUCUCGCCGGCUGGUGCCCUACGCCCUCUGGGUGCUCAUAGCGGCCCAGAUCUUCUGUUACCUAGGACUAAACUUUGCCCGCUUCCAUCAGCCCAGCGACACAGUGGGAUGGCAGGCCUUUUUUAGCUUUUCCUUCUUUCUGACGCUGCCUCUGCGGCUGACCCCUAUAGUGCUCAUCACAGCUGUGUCCUGCGGGGUGCACACCCUGGUGCUGGGCGUCACUAUUGCCCAACAGCAGCAGGAGGACAUUCAGGGGGCAGCUCUUGGAAGACAGUUGCUGGCCAACAUUGUGAUCUACGUAUGUGCCAUCACAGUGGGCGUCAUGUCGUAUUACAUGGCUGACCGCAAACACCGCAAGGCCUUUCUAGAGGCGCGACAGUCCUUGGAGGUGAAGCUGAAUCUGGAGGAGCAGAGUCAGCAGCAGGAGCGCCUCCUGCUAUCCAUCUUGCCCAAGCACAUCGCAGACGAGAUGCUUCAGGACAUGAAAAAAGAAGCCAGUCAGAAAGAGAUGCAGCAGUUCAACACCAUGUACAUGUAUCGCCAUGAGAACGUCAGUAUUCUGUUCGCAGACAUCGUGGGCUUCACACAGCUGUCCUCAUCCUGUAGCGCGCAGGAACUGGUUAAGUUGCUCAACGAAUUGUUUGCCCGUUUUGACAAGCUAGCUGCUAAAUACCACCAGUUGAGAAUUAAGAUUCUCGGGGACUGCUAUUACUGUAUUUGUGGCCUUCCAGAUUACCGUGAUGACCAUGCUGCCUGCUCUAUAAUGAUGGGCUUGGCUAUGGUGGAGGCGAUUUCAUAUGUUCGAGAGAAGACGCAGAAAGAUGUCGACAUGCGUGUCGGGGUGCAUUCUGGGACAGUGUUGGGUGGGGUGCUGGGCCAGAAGCGCUGGCAGUAUGAUGUGUGGUCCACUGAUGUGACAGUAGCCAAUAAGAUGGAGGCAGGAGGGAUACCAGGGCGAGUACACAUCUCCCAGAACACCCUGGAGUGUCUGCAUGGAGAGUUUGAUGUGGAGCCCGGGAACGGGGGAGACCGCUGUGAAUACCUGAAAGAGAGGGGCAUCGAGACAUAUCUGGUGGUGGUGCCAAAGGGACCCGUGGGCAAGAACGGCAUCAAUGGAGUAAAGCUGUCAGUGACGUCAUCUAAUGGGAAUUCUCCUCUACUGAUCAAAACUACAGAGUGUAAUGGUAGUGUCCACACUGCAUGUACCACACCGGAGGAGCCAGAGGAACUGGAUACACGGGUGGUAAAUCCCUCGUUUCCAAACCCUCGCCGUCGGCUGCGUCUGCGUGAUCUGGCUGAAAGAGUGAUUGAUGCUCAGGAGAAUGAACAGGAACUCAAUAAACUCCUCAAUGAAGCUUUGUUGGAGAGAGAGACCGUACAAGCGCUCAAAGGGAAGUACACUAAUCGUCUGUCUCUGCGCUUCACGGAUCCAGAGCUGGAGACGCGCUUCUCUGUUGAGAAAGAGAAGCAGAGUGGAGCGGCGUUCAGCUGCUCAUGUGUGGUGCUGCUCUUCACUGCCAUCAUGGAGGCACUCAUUGACCCCUGGUUGUUAGCAAACUACGUGACUCUGGCAGUGGGGGAAGUCUUGCUUCUUAUUCUCACUAUCUGUUCACUGGCAGCCAUUUUUCCACGGGUAUUUCCAAAGAAAUUGGUGUCGUUCUCCGCGUGGAUUGAUCACACACGCUGGGCCCGCAACACUUGGGCCAUGGCGGCCAUUUUUAUCGUCACAAUGGCAGACAUAGUAGAUAUGCUAAGCUGUCGGCCGCCUCAGCUCUCCACAAACGAUGUGACUGCGGUGCCCCCAACCGCACCAGGAACCAGGGGCUGUCUGGAGAACCCUAAAUACUACAGCUACAUCGCAGUACUCGCACUAAUAGCCACCACCAUGCUGGUGCAGGUCAGCCACAUGGUCAAACUCACGCUCAUGCUACUCAUCACAGUAGCUACAAGUGUGGUCAACAUCUACUGCUGGAGGGACAUCUUCGACACGUACGAUCUGUCUCGCUUUAAGGAAUACAGGGUUUAUCUUGUGCCGUCUAAAUACACUAUGAGUGUCAUGAUCUUCAUUAUGAUGGUCAGCUUCUACUACUUCUCCAGACAUGUUGAGAAGCUGGCUCGCACACUGUUCCUGUGGAAGAUCGAAGUGCACAAGCAGAAGGAGAAGGUGUAUGAGAUGAGAUGGUGGAACGAGGCUCUGGUCACUAAUAUGCUUCCAGAGCAUGUUGCCAGACACUUCCUGGGCUCUAAGAAGAGGGAUGAGGAGCUCUACAGCCAAUCCUAUGAUGAGAUUGGAGUUAUGUUCGCCUCCAUCCCAAACUUCUCUGAUUUCUACACAGAGGAAAGCAUCAACAAUGGCGGGAUCGAGUGUCUGAGGUUCCUCAAUGAAAUCAUUUCCGACUUUGAUAGUCUUUUAGAUGAGCCCCAAUUUCGCUGUAUAACCAAGAUUAAGACCAUCGGCAGUACAUACAUGGCAGCAUCAGGCCUUUCUUCAGACAAUAACACUAACGGUUAUGCCUGCAUGAAGAAAGAAGAGAUUUCUGACAGGGAACGCUGGCAGCACUUGGCAGAUCUGGCUGACUUUGCUCUGGCCAUGAAGGUCACACUCAUGAACAUCAACUAUCAGUCCUUCAAUAACUUCAUGCUCCGCAUCGGGUUGAAUAAAGGAGCUGUUUUGGCUGGAGUUAUUGGGGCCCGUAAACCUCAUUUUGACAUCUGGGGAAAUACUGUGAACGUGGCCAGUCGCAUGGAGUCCACUGGGGUAAUGGGGAACAUCCAGGUGGUGGAGGACUGCUACUGCAUCCUGAAGGACUAUGGCUUCCGUUUUGUGAGGAGAGGACCCAUAUUUGUAAAGGGGAAAGGAGAGCUGCUCACCUAUUUCUUAAAGGGACGUGAAAAACAAGGCUCCUUCAUAAACGGCUCAUUCGUCACCCUGCCGCACCAAGUGGUGGACAGCUCAUGACCAACACAC